GCCGCAUUGCUCUUUAUUCGCUGUAGCCGCUCCGGCUUCAAUUUGACCAGUUUUUCCAGGUUGGAAGGUCUGAUUCAAAAUGGCGUCAUACCUUACGAGCAGAGGCCUGUAUGGUAUGAUGUGUACAAAGCCUUUCCGCCGAAAGAAGAACCUGUGUUUAACAGACCAAUACCUGAUAAAGUAAUCCGUCCUAUUCUUUAUCCAGAAGACAUAGUGAGGGCAUGUUUUAUGAUUGUGUCAAAUCAGAAAACCACUCAUCCGGAUCUGGAAAGUGAUCAGCUAUUCUCCUUGGCCGAAAACGAUCUCCAAAAGGAGGGAACCAUAUUGUACCCCAACAACUAG
Echinostoma caproni is the source of this 342-nucleotide messenger RNA. Lineage: Eukaryota; Metazoa; Platyhelminthes; Trematoda; Plagiorchiida; Echinostomatidae. The record is from the annotation of a GenBank genome assembly.